Beta vulgaris subsp. vulgaris (sugar beet) is the source of this 2308-nucleotide messenger RNA. Its product is annotated as protein HEADING DATE 3A. Bases 1130 to 1657 code for a protein of 175 amino acids. The transcript has 4 exons. The record is from RefSeq and is a predicted model, not a curated record. NCBI's taxonomy places the organism in Eukaryota, Viridiplantae, Streptophyta, Magnoliopsida, Caryophyllales, Amaranthaceae.
UUGUGGUCAAACCAAAUUUUCGUAAAGGCGUGAAUGCCUUAUAUUAUGAAACAGAGGGCGUAAUAAACAGUUUGCAUGAGUUUUUUUUGUUUUUUUUUAUCCGCAUGAACCACGAAGGCAGAGUACAAAGUACAAAGAAGGAAAGGAAGGAAUUUGAACAUGUGACCUAUCGUUCACAGCACCUCAAUCUUAAUCACUAGACCAAAACAUCCUUGGUUCUUGCGCAAGAAGGUUGGCUAGAAAUUUUUUGUAAAAACACUAGCCCCGCUCAGUUCAUAAUGAGAAUGUCGAUGACACCAAAGGGAUAUUAAAUGAAUGGAAUUGGGAUAUGGAUGGAAUAUAAUGAAAUAGAGCCACUUUGAGGUUCCCUAUGAAAUGAGGCAUGGAAGGGAGCCACUACGAAGAAGUUCCGGGAGUUACGAAGGAAGCUUCGAGCUCAUAUUGGUCAUGGACCCGAUUACUGAGUCUAAUAAGUUCAAUUGAAAAGAAAAAGUCUUAUGUUCUAAAAGAACUUUUCGUGCGGUUUGCAUGAGUUCAUAGUCCAUAUAAUAUAAUGCAGGAAUGAAGUUCUCAGUUGAUUCUUCCACACCCGUCCCUCACCCCCUAGGCCCCACCUUCACCCCGCCGAAAAAAAUAAAGAAAAUCCAACGUUAUUUUUCUUAGAAAUGACAGUUUGAUAUAGAAAGGAAAAAUAAUAAUAAAAAAAAAAAGUGUUGGCGUUUUCAUUUUCAACCUCAGUAUGUUGGUUUGCCCCAACAAGUUCUGAACCAAUUGGCGAUGUAAUCUUAUAAGAAGAAUCUAACGUUGGUCCAUUUUGCUUCUACAGUUUUGAAAGUUAGGUGGGCCCCAUUAUUAUGUUGAUCCUAGAAUAAUUAAUUUUGGUAGGCUGAGAAGAGGAAAAAUAAAGAACAAUGCUAAAAACAAGUGAAAAAUAUAGUUGCAACUCAUGAUGCAACAUGAGAUGCGAUGAAAUAUGAUAGUAACUUGAGCUCACAACUCUGUAUAUAAGUGCUCAUUUGGACACUUAUUUUCUACAAUUUCCUAGUAACUCAGCUUAGCUUCAUUCCCGACUUUUUUAUAAAAGUCAGGACGAUCAAUAUCUAUCUAUUUAUCUGUCUGUCUGUCGAUCAUGCCUAGAGCACCAAGAGAUCCACUAGUAGUAGGUCGAGUUAUCGGGGAUGUUUUAGAUCCCUUUAGUAGGACUGUGAAUCUGAGAGUUAGCUAUAGCAAUAGAGAUGUUAAUAAUGGAUGUGAACUUAGGCCUUCUCAAGUUGUUAACCAACCAAGAGUUGAAGUUGGUGGUGAUGACCUUAGAACUUUCUACACCUUGGUUAUGGUGGACCCAGAUGCUCCGAGCCCAAGUAAUCCACACUUGAGGGAAUAUUUACACUGGUUGGUGACUGAUAUUCCUGGGACCACAGGUGCAUCAUUUGGCCAAGAAGUUGUCUGCUAUGAAAAUCCAAGACCAUCAGUUGGAAUACAUCGAUUCAUACUUGUGUUGUUUAGACAAUUGGGAAGACAAACUGUUUAUGCACCAGGGUGGCGUCAAAACUUCAACACUAGAGAUUUUGCUGAACUUUACAACCUUGGUUUGCCUGUUGCUGCUGUCUAUUUCAAUUGUCAGAGGGAAGGAGGCUCUGGUGGAAGAAGGUUGUAAAUUUACUACACUUCUCUUUCUUUCUACAUUGAAAGAGAUUUUAUUAAAUGCAAGUUUAUCUGAUGUCAAAAAAAAAAAAAAAAAUUUACUACAUUUUUUAAGCUUUUACUAAUCGUAUUUACUAAAAUAAGUGAAAAUAAUAAAGAAAAUUUGUCAGCAAUUACCUCAUAUAUAUGACACUUUUUAGAAACAAAAUACCGAAUAUGUUUCGCUAUGUCACAAGCAACUACAUUUUAUGACCUUUUUACUAGAGUGAUAUCAUUGAUUUAAUUUGACCUUUAAUUGAUCAGCAUAUGCCGUAAAUUGGCCCUUGCUAAUCGUAGUUAUCACUAUUUUCCAUUUUAUUGGCAAGUAGUGAUAAAAUCGAGGAUCAAUUUAGAUAAAUUAUUUAGGUUAAAGGUAGUACUUACUCUAGAAGAAAUGUCUUACAAGAGAAUUAUAAAAGAUACUUGUUUUCGAAAAGUGAUAUUUAUUAGGUACUUGAUUUAUAGACAAAUUUUCCUGAUAAUAGUAGUUGGUUACUUGUAUGCAGUAGUUAGAAGCUACCCUUUUCAUGAUUUUUCUUUACUAUCAUAUGUGUGCCCCUUUCCCUCCAAAAAGUGCAAUGUACAAUUUCAGGGUCCUAAAUAAAAUAUUACUUCUUGUCUUUUA